Messenger RNA from Olea europaea var. sylvestris, 4124 nucleotides. Its product is annotated as ATP-dependent DNA helicase Q-like 4A. Gene Ontology annotation, cellular component: cytoplasm; nucleus; chromosome. Gene Ontology annotation, biological process: DNA replication; double-strand break repair via homologous recombination. NCBI's taxonomy places the organism in Eukaryota, Viridiplantae, Streptophyta, Magnoliopsida, Lamiales, Oleaceae. Gene Ontology annotation, molecular function: four-way junction helicase activity; nucleic acid binding; ATP binding. Bases 244 to 3900 code for a protein of 1218 amino acids. The record is from RefSeq and is a predicted model, not a curated record. The transcript is spliced from 26 exons.
CCCGCCAUUCAAACCCGCGCUACGAUUUGAAGCUUCACUUCUAUUCUCUCUCUCACUCGUACAUCCUUAACAUAAUAUUCUAUGUCUAUAUCUAAAUUGAAUGUUUAAAUUUCAGUGGCAAGUAGGCAGCAUUUCAUUUACGAGGGCAUUCUGAUUGGAUAAUCAACGAUCACACUCAGGUUGAUGAUUGUGUGUUUUUCUAUGAAGGGGAUCACUCAGAAAACUUCAGGACCAUGUUGAUUAAUGAUGAAGGAAAACUACAUGAGGGGACGUAAUUUAGAAGACGAUUUCAAAUCUGCCAACAAAUUGCCAAAAAUCAAUUGGUUGCAGCAUGCCAAUGCACACAAUAAUUUUUUGUGCCAGGACAAGUAUUUGAGUUCCAACUUCCUUUUUUCCUUGUCAACUCAAAAACCUCGAAUUGAUGAGACGAUGAGCAUGAGGUCUGGGGUUUUUCAAGUUCAGAAUGUAAGGUUGCACAAUGCUCAAGUUGAAAAGGCAUGGCAGCUUCUUUCUAGCCUUCAGCUAUCUUCGAAAAGCUACACUAAACCUGGACAAUCUGUUCCUUUAACUAACAAUGUUAGUUCGUUUUCUUUUCAAGACUCAAGACAAGCUACUCAACAAUGCUCGUCUGACUUGAAAAGAUUGUCCUCAGGACUUGUCCAAAUGCAUCAAAGUUUUAGCGGAGGUGAUGAGCAAAUUGGUGAUUCCAGCAGAUGUUUGAACACUUCUUUUUCAACCUGCAAUUCUGAGGUUGAGAAAGUUAGAAUGGUUACGAGCAGGCGGAAUGCUUCAUACUCAUUGGCAAGUGAUAAUUUUAAUGCACAAACUGGGAACGGAGUUACUAGCAAUUCUUCCAUGUGCACAAUUGCAAGGAACGGGUCCAACGCCCCUUAUACUGAUGUCAUUGAUGAUGAUGAUGACAUACUUGAGAAUAUCGACGUGGACCAAAUAGUUAUGGAUCAUUUUCAAUCAACUUCUACACCUCAACCAUCAACCUCCGAACUUCCAGAGGUUACUCCAAAUGUAAAUAAAGAAAAAUUUUCUGAACAUGAGGAAGCAAUUUUGCCUCCAGAGUUGUGCCUGAAUUGCAGUCACAAUUGUAAGCUAGGACUUUGUCCCGAAGCUUCAAAUCACCUAAAAGAUAUGAAGGAUAAGCUAAUAGCCAUAUCAAAUGAUAUCAUAGAUAAUUCUGAUAAUUUGAGUUCAGAUGAAUUUGAGAAGCUUCGUCAAGAAAGGCAGCAGUUGAAUAAACAAAUUCAACAUCUUGAGAAAUAUCUUCAUAGUACAUCAGUCAACGAGGAAAGGAAAAUGUCACAUUUUUCUUCAUCCACAGCAACUUCUAUGACUUUUCAGACCCCUCCAGCAGUGCCAUUUAGGAUUGACCCCACAAGGCUUGAUGACCGGUUUCAAGUAAACACUGAGUCGGGUAGCUUUGAUAGAUGGGGUUCAUCAUCCAUUCCAUCAUAUUCCACUGACAGGUUUGGGGUUUCAACUGCUCCACUUGAGAGAGAACCAUAUGUUCCUAAGUAUAUCGAGAUCAAUUAUAUCGAGGGUUCAAUAGACAAAAAGUGGAGUGGUCGGGAUUUUCCUUGGACAAAGAAGCUAGAGGCCAACAACAAAAAAGUGUUUGGAAAUCACUCCUUUCGCCCCAAUCAAAGAGAGGUGAUUAAUGCAACCAUGAGUGGAUAUGAUGUUUUUGUUUUAAUGCCAACAGGAGGAGGAAAAAGCCUGACUUACCAGCUCCCUGCUCUGAUAUGUCCUGGAAUAACUUUAGUGAUAUCACCUCUCGUCUCUCUUAUCCAAGAUCAGAUAAUGCAUUUAGUGCAGGCAAAUAUACCUGCUGCUUAUCUAAGUGCCAAUAUGGAGUGGACCGAGCAGCAAGAGAUUUUCAGAGAGCUUAGCUCAGACUACUGCAAAUACAAGCUGUUGUAUGUCACCCCAGAGAAAGUUGCUAAAAGCGAUGUUUUGCUGCGACACUUGGAAAGUCUACAUGCUCGGGAAUCUCUUGCUAGGAUUGUUAUUGAUGAAGCUCAUUGUGUUAGUCAAUGGGGGCAUGAUUUUAGACCUGAUUACAAGGGACUUGGUAUCUUGAAACAGAAAUUUCCAACUAUACCUGUUCUAGCAUUAACUGCUACUGCUACCAUUAGUGUCAAGGAAGAUGUUGUGCAGGCUCUCGGACUAGUAAAUUGCAUUGUUUUUCGGCAGAGUUUUAACCGUCCAAACUUACGAUAUUCUGUUGUUCCCAAGACAAAGAAGUGCGUGGAAGACAUUGACAAAUUUAUAAAAGACAACCAUUUUGAUGAAUGUGGCAUCAUCUAUUGUCUUUCAAGAAUGGAUUGUGAAAAAGUUGCUGAAAAGUUGCAGGAAUACGGACAUAAAGCAGCCUUUUACCAUGGUAGCAUGGAUUCUGCUCAGCGCACAACAAUCCAGAAACAGUGGAGCAAGGACGAGAUCAACAUAAUAUGUGCAACCAUUGCAUUUGGCAUGGGUAUCAAUAAGCCCGAUGUUCGGUUUGUCAUUCACCAUUCCCUUCCAAAGUCCAUUGAAGGCUACCAUCAGGAGUGUGGUCGUGCUGGUAGAGAUGGUCAACCUUCAUCUUGUGUAUUGUACUACAGUUACAGUGAUUAUAUUCGGGUGAAACAUAUGAUUAGUCAAGGUGUAGUCGAGCAAACUCCCUUUGCAUCUGGAUACUAUCGUGCAAGUACAUCAGCUUCAGGGAGUUUAUUGGAGACAAACACUGAGAAUGUCCUGCGAAUGGUCAGCUACUGUGAAAAUGACGUCGAUUGUCGACGUCUCCUACAGCUUCUUCAUUUUGGAGAAAAGUUCGAUUCGCUAAACUGCCAGAGCACAUGUGAUAAUUGCUCCAAGACACAAAACUGUAUUGAGAAAAAUGUCACUGAGCCUGCAAAGCAACUGGUUGAAUUGGUGAAGAUGACAGGACAACAGUUUUCAUCAUCACAUAUCUUGGAAGUCUACAAGGGUUCUUUAAGCCAAUUUGUUAAGAAACACCGACACAAUACCUUGAGCAUGCAUGGAGCUGGAAAACAUUUGGCCAAGGGCGAAGCGUCCCGUGUGCUACGUUACCUUGUCACUGAGGAUAUUCUUGUGGAAGAGGUGAAAAAAAGUGAUAUUUAUGGAUCAGUGUCAUCUGUUUUAAAGGUCAAUGAAUCCAAGGCGCACAAUCUUUUUGCUUGUGGCCAGAUAAUUAAAUUAAGAUUUCCGUCUUCCUUCAAAGCUGUUAAAGCUGGUCGAUCAGAAGCUACUCCAGCUAAAGGCUCACUGACGUCAGGAAAGCAAAUUCCCCUGCAGAUGGGUACUUCUAUGGGGCUUCAGUCAGAAAUUGAUUUGAAAUUAUCGGCAAAACUGUUUUCUUCACUGCGUAUGCUUAGAAAUAUUCUUAUUAAGGAGGCUGGAGAUGGCACGUGUGCACACCACAUUUUCGGAAAUGCUCAAUUACAGCAGAUCAGCACCAGAAUACCCAGAACUAUAGGUGAACUUCAAGAUAUUAGCGGCAUUGGCAAGGGAAGAAUAACCAAAUAUGGAGAUCGAGUGUUGGAAACCAUUGAAGCUACCAUAAGGGAAUACAACAAAGACAGAAAUAGCAGCAGCAGUAAUGAUAGUACAGAUUCUAAGAAGAGAAGACAGUCGACUGAUGUCCCGAAGGGGAAUUCAGAAAUUGACAAUGACUUCACUGAGAGCAAUACACGCUCCAAAAAAAGGUUUGUGAAAAAGCAGAACAAGGAUUCGGAGAGAGUCGACUAUACAGAACCUUCCUACAGUGAUUUAUAUGAGGAUAUUGAUUUCGAUGACGACCUCUUUGUCAAAGUUAAUGGCCCUGAUUUAAACGUAGGAUGCAAUGGUGGAAGAGUUCUACCUUCAUGGUCAGCCACUGGAAAUUAGGUUCAUGAUUAAGAGUUAUAUAGGUUCCAGGUGUGUCCUUUGGGGUAUGAUAUGUUAUUUGUGAACCUGCUUUAUGUUCCAUUAGAGGAUGAAAUUAUCCUAUUUUCAAUGUGUAGCCAAACAAGUUUGUAGUUCAGGCAAUGUCUAUGAAUUUUGUCAAGUGUAGUUUCUAUACUUAUUUGAGAUUCUAAAUGAUGAUAUUUUGUUAUUUUUUGAACGGAUAA